AUGAAUCGUAGAAGCAUCAAUGAAGCAGACCUAGUUCUAAAAAAAUUCAUUGAAGAUCAUUUAGGAUUUAUUAAAGCGAAUAUUACUGAGUUUUGUGUUUUAAGAAAUAUAGAUGAAGUCUGAUUGAAUGGGCUUCUCAUCUUUUUGACAAAUCAACAGCUACAAAAGAACGAUUUAGCUAAAUCCUUCAUAAACGUAGAUAAAGAAAGGGUAUUUGAAAUUGGACUAUUAGAUGAAUUCGAGGAGCUAAAAUUGAAGCAUCAACAAAGUUUAUCAUCAAUGUUUGAUAAACCAGACUAUAUGGAGUAUUCUACGUUUUUACAAAAUUUAGUAACAAGAAUAAUGUAUGAUAAUCAACCAGCAAACAUUAAAGGCAGCAUUUAUGAGAACAUGAAAUCAUUUAGAACAUAUUUUUCGAAUUUCAAGAUCCGUAUGAUAAUAAUUACUGCUGAGUCAAGAGAUAGGAAUUAUAAAAGAAGUAUAAAAUGGCUGCAUACGGAGUUGUAUUUAUUUGUAUGAGGAUAUGUUUUUUAAAUUAAGCUUUCCAGCUGAGUCUGGUAAGCAAUUUGAAGAGAAUAUAGCUUGUCUCUUGCCAUAUCUAGGGAAUAUGAAGGCAUGUAAUUUUUUUACUUCCAUCUGAGAAUGAAGGCAUAAGCACUCACUUUCAGUCGUCAAAAUCGGCAAUAUCAUUUUCAAGUAUCCCUGGCAAUCAAAGCAGGCAUAGUAUAGCGGAUAGUAGAUCCGACUAGUAAAACAUAUUGAGGCCUGGGAUCCAGAGCACCGUAAGGGACAUAAAUAGUCAUAAAUAUAAUAGAUAUAGGAACUACAGAGUAAUUGAAAUGACUUCUCAUGCAGCUAACAUUAUUUUGCUAGUUAUAUUGGAAAAUAAUAUAUUUUUCUUGAUUCUUGACUCAUUCCAAAAACUUUUGGCUCAUCUGAAUAAUAAUGAUUUUGAGAAAAAAGCUCAAGAGUCUAGAGUCAUAACGCUUUCAUGUGGAUGCAAAUUAGAAACUAUUGAUACUUUCUUUACAAAAUGCCCUAAAUGCAACUCCAAUUUGUAUACAUAUGAGAUCGAUCUGAUUAAGAUUAUAAUUAAAUAGUAAUUUAUAAUUACCUCACUUCUCCGAGGCAUGAGCUGCGGAUGGAUGCUAAGUGAUUUAGCUUGACCAGGACCGAAACUUUUCGAUUUCUUGGUAUAGGAACCCUAUAAUCCUAAUCAUAUGGAAGGUACUGGCUCCGCCCUUCUUAAUGCAAGAAAGAUUAUUUUAUUUACUUUGAAAGGAAAUUAUUUUUUUAAAAAAUUUAUUAUUAUAUUAGCCCCUGAAAUAUUUUAGAUCAUUAUUGGCCAUCCAUUUUAAUUUCAAAAAUUAAUUUGUACUUGUCAGCUUUUUUGAAAAGUAAAAACGAAAUGACAAAUCUCCGAUUAUGGUUUAAGGUACCUAAUCAGGCUUAUACUGUAUAAGGCAGGUGCCCUGCACCAUUUUUUUUCUGGUCGGUAUUCUGUUGAGGUAUAGAAUCUAUCAAGGUGCAUGAGCUAUAUUAAUCUUUCGGAAAUUUAGCUCAAUUACGAGUAAAAAGUGCAAUAGGCACAUCACAUUGCCUCUAUAUCAGGCAUCAAUCUGGGCAUUACGUAUAAAAAAAUGCAAAGAAAAAAUUCUUGAAUUAGGCUACUAAUCAGUGGGAAAUAUGCUUAUAGAAAAUUCCUGGGGAUAGCGCGGAAUACGCUAUCCCCAGGACCAACCGGGAUCGGAUCCCACAUGGAACGAGGGUUCCAUGUGUGGAUCCAUUUUUCACACACGUGAAAGUAAAUAUCUCACAUGUAAAAAAUGGAUCCACACAUGGAACUCCCGUUCCAUGUGUGAAUCCGAUCCCGGUUGGUCCUGGGGAUAGCGUAUUCCGCGCUAUCCCCAGGAAUUAUCUAUAUCUCUCAGCCGAACACUAACCUAGCACUUUAAAGUUUCUAUGCCAAAAAAGCCGCAUGAGGAUAUAGAAAUUUCCUAUAGAUGGCGCUGUUUGCCCUUGAUUUGCCCACUGGGGAAAUUUUUUGGUUUUCGACCAGUACCAUAUGGUUUGGUUAAACCAAAAACUUUUCUUCAUGGGCAAAUCAAGGGCAAGCAGCGCCAUCUAUGGGAAAUUUCUAUAGCAGCGACUGGAGAAGAGCCCGCUCAUCACCGACUAUUUCAUGUAUAUAUAUCUAACUGAUAAAAAAGAUAAAAUUGCAUAAAACUGAAAGCCCAGUUGAAAUGAAAAGUAAGUAUGAAUCAUAUUUGAAUCAGAAUCAAGCAUAAACAUAAAAUGGCGACAUUCGUACGGUACCGAUCUGCCGAUCGGCACCAUUCAUUCUGAUUUAUGUUUUAUGAGGCUUGGUUUUACAUAGGAAUUCUAUCCUGGCUGAGGCUAGUCUGCUUGACCAGCCCUUAGGGAGCUUGAAAGGCCUGUGGUUUUUUCCACUUCCAUCCUACGGCAGCGAAGGAGCCUUUACUCGUCAAGGAAGCAGGAUGAAGUCGCUCACUCAUGAGCCGUCGAAGCCGGAACAUCAUUUACAAGCGUGCCCUGGUGCAACAAAGCAGACUGGCCCAGCGGUCUGUGGGUCCGACACGUCUAAAAAAAUGGUGGCAGCUCUGGGUAGCGGCUACCUCGUAGUGGACGUAAAACGUAUAGAUUUUAUCUAAUCUAAUCGAAUCAGAAUCAAGCAAGAAGUAAUCUUAAGAAUAAGGACGAAAAUCUCCCUAGACGUUCAAGUUCUGCACAUAAGGCUGAAACACGAGCAGGGUAUAAUUUAUUGUACGUUGACAUAAUUUAAGGAGGAUCUCCACACGUAGGGACAUUUUCCCGCAUGUAAACAAAAUCCUAUAUGUUGAGUUACUCAAGUUGGAUUUUGGUUACAAGUGUAGGAAAAUGCCCCGACAUGUGGAGACCGCCCCGAAAUUAUGCCAAAGUAUAAUAUCAUUCCAAAGCAUUACUAACAGGAUUAAAGAAAAUGACACCAAAGACAAUCGUAAAAAAAAAGAAUUAACAUAUAAUAUAGACAAUAACAAAAACAAUAGAAGCAAAUCUUUAGCACCUGGAGAAAGGAAUAGGAAUAAUUCGAAAAUAAAUAAAAUUGGGCCACUACCUAUUGAGAAAAAUCAAUCACCAAAACAACUCAAAGGUGAGAUUACACAUGCUCCUUGAAAUACUUUUGUGAAACUUACCGAAAAAGAGCACUAUACAACAAAAGACUUUAAUGGCACAAUUAUAAUUGACAAUUUGCAACACAAAGAUGAGGUCAAAAAUGUUUCUUAUGUAAAAAACAGAAAUAAACCUGAAGAUAAGGGCGAAAUCAGCAAUAAUGUUAUGAAAUUCAUCGAAAAAGAAUUAGUUUCACCAAGAAAUUUAAAUAGCACAAUUCAUAAACUUAUGCUCAAAAAUCCUAUUGAAUUAAAUUUUAAAUCAAAACCCGUUCCAAUUAAAUCAAUAAACAAUCUCUCCACUUCAAUUAAGCCUGCAGCAUCUCAUAAUAUUGAAGCAAAGUUUUUAGCCAACCAAGAGAAUACAAAAAAUCAUUCAUCAAAAUAUAAUUCUUUAAAGUAUAGAUCAAGCUCUAGACAAGCACAACCAUCAAAAACGUCUGGAGAUGUUGCAAACCCUACUAAACGGCCCUCUUCUACAUCUGCAAUGAUAUGGAAGUAA
Blepharisma stoltei is the source of this 3672-nucleotide messenger RNA. NCBI's taxonomy places the organism in Eukaryota, Ciliophora, Heterotrichea, Heterotrichida, Blepharismidae. The record is from the annotation of a GenBank genome assembly.